Molecule: messenger RNA, 1933 nt
Organism: Exophiala oligosperma
Lineage: Eukaryota; Fungi; Ascomycota; Eurotiomycetes; Chaetothyriales; Herpotrichiellaceae
Exons: 1
Coding region: 57-1841 (594 amino acids)
Cellular component (GO): small-subunit processome
Molecular function (GO): protein binding; snoRNA binding
Source: RefSeq, a predicted model, not a curated record
GCAGAGUUUGCCUUGUGUGGUUUUGGCAAACUUCAACCUCAACUGAACAAACAAAAAUGUCGUCGUUCUUUACGGCUCCAGCUUCUUUGCGGAAGCGGAAGAGAGGUGCAGACAAUCCAGGCAAGCCCAGAAAACGGCGGGAAGCAGACAACAAGAAUGGAGCACGAGACGAGCAAGACGAGAGACCUAGGCGGAAACCCGCCCAACCACCACGAGACAGAGAAAGACGAGACGAAUCGAUAUCCGGCAGCGAGUCCGAAGACAACGUGGAGCCCGAGAGCGACGCCGAAUCAGAAGCCACCUCCGAAGAGGGUGAGACUGCCGCCGAACGAAGAGUGCGACUUGCACAAAGAUACCUAGAUAAUAUCAGACAAGAAGUGGACGAAGUUGGGUUCGACGCCGAGGACCUGGACAAAGAUUUGAUCGCACAGAGACUGAAAGAGGAUGCUGAUGAAGCCAAGGGCAGACAAUUCAGGCUGAUCGCCAAUAGCUUGGAUUUCGCCAACGCCUCACAUUCCAACUUUCGAGCAGAUACGGACGUCACCACGGGAGUGGCAGUGUGUCAGCCUUAUGUGUACACUGUGAGCAGAGAUAAGACGUUGAUUAAGUGGCAACUACAGACGCCCGCUACUCUUAGCAGCGACAAGACCACUGCGGCAGCAAGUCGAAGACGAAAACCCAAGCAACUGAAAUAUAUUCGAGGAGUACAGAUCAGGGCAUCAGCCCCUCAACAGCAUGGCCACAAUGGUGCGAUACUCUGCGUGGCGGCAUCACCAGACGGCAAAUACAUUGCAACAGGAGGAUUGGACAAGAAACUAAUAAUAUGGUCUGCGGAAGACCUACGACCGUUGAAGACCUUCACGACGCACCGUGACGGUGUCACCGGUUUGGCUUUUGCUCCCAGCUCAAACGCUCAAAAUGGAUUCGGGGCACAAUUGUUCAGCGCAAGCAUGGACAGAUCACUCAAAACGUACAACUUGGCAGGAGAGGACAGUCUCGCAUACGUCGAGACACUCUUCGGCCACCAGGAUCACGUGGUGGGUGUUUCGCCAGUGUCAGUUGACCAGUGUGUAACUGUGGGUGCGCGGGAUCGGAAAGCCAUGUGGUGGAAGGUGGUGGAUGAGUCGCUGACCAAAUUUCUGGGCGACAGCUCGAGGAACGACGAAUAUCACACGGGGAGUCUGGAUUGUGUUGCUGCAUUACCACCUUCGAACUUUGUGACCGGGUCCGAUUCCGGUGCAAUUAGUCUAUGGAACAUUCACAAAAAGAAAGCCGUCUUUACGAUUCGCACUGCGCACGGCGUAGAGGAACCAGCGCCGCUGGAGGAGGUCACGUCCGAGUCAGACCCUGCGGUCAUCGAAAGGCUGAAGAAAGAAGAUCGAAGGAAACCGCAACCUCGGGGCAUCACCGCUCUGGCUGCAAUACCUGGUACGGAUGUGAUCUUGACCGGAAGCUGGGAUGGUUGGGUCAGAGCAUGGAAGUUGAGCGACGACAAGCGAACGAUCUUGGCCAUGGGUCCCGUCGGGAAAGUGGGCGAGCCUGUCGGAAAUGCGCACGAGGAUACACACUCGACUCCAUCAAGUGCCGCAACUAAUGUUGCGGCCGUGGCAGGCCAGGACAUCAAUCAUGGCGUGGCACGAGGCUUUGUGAACUCCUUGGCCGUGUUCGAGAGAAGAAAAGAGAUUGUCAAUGAGUUUGGAGGCAAGAAAGAGGGUGACUGCCAGGGCAUCUGUAUCGUGGCCGGUACUGGAAAGCAGAUGAGAUUAGGAAGGUGGAGGAAGCUGCCGAACGGCAAGAACGGCGCAGUGGUGUUUGAAGUCCCUCUACGAGCAAGUUUGUAGCUGUCUGUCCAUGUCGUCUGUACCGGGUAAGGGUACCGGAUCUCGACUCGUCCAGGCCGAAGUUACUCUCAAAAGACUCGAGACCUACGGAG